Messenger RNA from Aspergillus aculeatinus CBS 121060, 816 nucleotides. RefSeq names its product GNAT family N-acetyltransferase. Lineage: Eukaryota; Fungi; Ascomycota; Eurotiomycetes; Eurotiales; Aspergillaceae. The coding region runs from base 1 to 816 and encodes 271 amino acids. The transcript has 2 exons. Gene Ontology annotation, molecular function: acyltransferase activity, transferring groups other than amino-acyl groups. The record is from RefSeq and is a predicted model, not a curated record.
AUGCGGUUCCAACUCUCCGAGCUAGACCCCGAAUCUGACGCUCUCUCCGAGUUCGUCGCCUGCCAGGUUGCCAGUUUCGGGGACCCAUUUCAACCGAUUUACCGGUUCUUCUACCCUAUCUUUGGAGGUGAAUCUGAGGCACGGAAGCAAGAGGCGCUCGCGAACCUCGUGCAAUUGCACCGAGAAUGGGCUCGUGAGGACCCGGACUCUGUCUUUUUGCAGAUCAGGGACCGUGAACGGGACAACAAGUUUGUUGCCGGGGUUUACUUCAAGGUCCACAGACAGAACCCGUACGCGCGCGGAGGAAAAGGGGACCUGAGCGGUGACAGCGAAGAGCACAACCCGUCUGCUGCGCUGUGGUAUCCAGAGGGGGCUCGACGAGAGUAUAUCACGCGAUGCAUUGAGAUUUUCUCCGAGCCGCACAUGAAGCUCAUGCAGAAGCCGCAUGUUUAUAUAUUCGUCGGGUUCGUCUUACCCGAGUACCGCCAACUGGGUCUGGCAGACAUGCUCUUGGCUGAGGUCUGUCGACGGGCAGACGAACUGGGGCUCGAGUCCUGGCUCGAAGCGGUUAUCGCAAUAGGGGUGACGAUCUACAGGCGCCACGGGUUUAUCCCCUACAGUGGCGGUCUUCUGGUUCAGCCCGCCGCGACAGCAGUGGAGGCUCAGGAUGCGGAUUGGAAGGAUAUUGAGGCCAAGAUGCAGCCUCUGCGAUACUGGCCCAUGUGGCGGCCCCCUCGUGGAAAGCUAGAGCUCGGGAAGAUGAGCCCACCCUGGGGCGAGCUGAGUACGAAUAGGAGAUUCUUGGGCAGGCUAUGA